Emiliania huxleyi CCMP1516 is the source of this 572-nucleotide messenger RNA. RefSeq lists its product as hypothetical. NCBI's taxonomy places the organism in Eukaryota, Haptophyta, Isochrysidales, Noelaerhabdaceae. The transcript has 4 exons. The record is from RefSeq and is a predicted model, not a curated record. The annotation marks the transcript as partial.
CGGCACAGCAAUUCUGGAGAGGCGUGCAUCUCUUCCAUGCUCUCCCUGCUCGCUUGCUCCUCCACCGCGCUGACUCUCCCGCAAGGCGACGCCGUCACGACGAGGCGCGCCGCCGUCGCCGGCGCCUUCACCACCGCCUUUGCUGCCGCCUCGCCGGCGCUGGCCGCCAAUCCGAUCUGGAAGCCCUACCCGAGGAAGCAGGGCCUCGCGAGCGACGUGCCAAAAUCCGUGCAGAAGGGCUGCAAGGUGGACAAGCCGUGCUCGAAGGGCGCCGCUUUCCCGCUGUCCGACACGGACGCCGGCGCCCGCUACGCGUACCACAUCAAGGCCAAGUGAGCCGCCCGACGCGCCCUUGGCGCGGGCCCCGCUGCGUCCACCGCCGCUGCCAAGCACGGCACGCGGUUCUGGGAUCACGGGCUCGCGCUCUGGGCGCACAAACGGGUUGAGUCUGCUUUCCCUUUUGCGCACUGCCCGCACCUGCACUUUUGGGUGUGUAUGAUGGGUCGCCGGUGCGUCAUGCUGUGUGGGGAGCGUAGCCGCGACAAAUAUGUGCUCAUGAGAGAAAUCUCGAC